This is a messenger RNA of Chara braunii, 4359 nucleotides long. The record is from the annotation of a GenBank genome assembly. NCBI's taxonomy places the organism in Eukaryota, Viridiplantae, Streptophyta, Charophyceae, Charales, Characeae.
GAGGCCAGUCCUUUCUUGGGAGUGUGCCUCUCGUUAUGCUGAACGGUAUGCACUGCUGGAGGAACAAUUCAAGUAUAGUAGUAGAAGCCUUCCUCCAUGCAAUUAGAUGUGAAGUGGUCUCCCUGUCUUGGUUCCAGAGCACCAAGUUUGGGCCCUGUCUGAGGGAAAAGAGCUCUGAUAGCUGACCUCUAUCCUUUAGCAGAGGUGUCAGAAUCAUGACAGUUAUUCCUUUCAACUCUUGUAUUUGAGAAUGCUUGGGAGGUGUAGACUGAUCAGUCUGCCUGACAGCUGAAAUAAGCUGUAAAAACCCUGCUGCUUGGGAGGCGUAGACCAUUGAACUCUUGUUGGGUGCUAUUCCAUGGGGACUGACAAUUAGGAGUGGUUGUGGAGUACAGACAGGCGAAUGAAGAUGGGAAGCAACAAGGAGAAAGAUCCGCUUGUUUUGUACCUUUCCUCUGUCAAUGCUCGGCAGUGUGGGUCUAUCGUGGCAGACCUCCUCACUCUUGGAGUCUGUACCCGGUGUGUUCUGCGCUUUUUCGGUGUAUACGACAGCCAGGUGUAUAGAUGUGCUCCUGGGGACCCACGAGUGGUUCUCCGUCGGUUGGCCUUCAUCAAGGCAAAGAAGGGUGAUGGUGUAGUGGUCAAGACUGGGAAGAAGACAGAAGCUCAAGGUGGUGCAUGUCUGGAAUCGCCAGCUGAGGUGAAAGAUGAGGGGGUGGGGACGAGUCCAACCAAAGGGGCAACGGUGGCAGGAGUUUGUGCUUCCCUCUCUGAAGGUAGUCCGACUCGUUUCGCUGAAAGUAGCACAUAUGAUCCUGGUCUUGUGCAUGAAACUGGUAAUGGAAAAGAUAGCUCUGAGAAGGAGGCCGAAACGGGAAACAGCGCGGACUGUGUUGAAGAAGUGCGUACAGUGCAAGGGAAGGCCAAGGCUGGCAUUGAAGGUGACGGUGACCAGAUGAAGAGGAUAAAGGCUGUGGCAUCAUCAUCAGGCAUUGUCUGCCCUGCCUGCCUUGGUGUGCUGCAGAAAGUCGCUCCUGUUGCUGAUGGCGACAAAGCAACAGACAAAGCGAGGAGCGAGGGAGAGGCAUCCAGAAAGCUGUCGUUAGAGGAGAAGAAGACAAAACGAGGUACGCCGAGGGCCAAAACGAACUUGGGUGUCGUUGAGUGUCAGCGGAUUGGCAGAGAUGGGAAGGAUGUCAAGGAUGGAGAGAAUGGAAAUGAACAAGCGGAAGAGGGUCCACAGAGCGUGAAGAAGGUAGGAAAGGACCAGGAGUGCAGGCAGGCACAGGAAGAGAUAGAUGGUAGAUCUGAGGAGCAUUUGAAGAAUCAGAAGUUGCAGGGAAACGAUGGACUGGAAACUAUUGGCAACGUGCCUGCAUCCAAUGCUGCGGGAACCUGGGAUGAGGAUAUUGUGAAGAUGGUGGCAGCUGUCAGAAAGGAAGGUCACAAGUUCAAGACCUUCCAAUUGGAAGUUAUUCUCCCGUCCGUUUUGACACUUAGGCAGUGUUGUUUGUGGUAUUAUCUUUGCUCGGACAACUACACAAAGAAGUUUCCUCAUGCCACAGAGCUCUUCAAAGGUCCCAAGGCAUUGCUCGAGACGCUUGUGUCCGUGAAGGACGCGGUGAAGUGGACUUUGAGUAGCCACUUGGAAAAGGCUCUGGGAUGUCGCUACGACACAGAUCCCGAAGGUAAGAUAUGCUUGACAUAUUCACACAGAGAUUCAUUUCAAGAAGUUGAGAACUUUCUGGAGGCUUGUGGAGGUGUUGGGAAACGGAGAAAACAUGCCCGGGAGUAUGAGAGAUACGACCGACAGAAGGUAGGAGGAACAUCUGUGAAAGAAGGUGGAAGUGAGAUGUUAGACGAGGGUGACGGAGAAGAUGGGCGAAUGCAUGAGAGGGAAAGGGACUUUGAGGAGGAGUGCUUGGCAAGCGUGCACCGCGGGAUCGAGUCGACAAACAUGCAGACUUUCAUGCGCAUCUGUCAGUGUCCCCCAAAGUCGUUAGCGGGAACCUGUGCGCUUUCAGUGACCUGUCAGCGGUUUCCUGUCUAUAUAGGGGGUCGAUACUUGAAGCUAAGAAGGGGUAUUCCGCAGAGUCCGUGGUCAGUGGAUGGAGAGAGGGUGGGUGAGCCUUCAGUGCAGGAAAGGAUUGCUGAUGUUGUGUUCCCCACGUAUAAGGCAGAUUCAUAUAAGUUUAAUGCCGCAGGCAGAGAGGAUAUGGAUGUUCGGAUGAUUGGGAAAGGUAGGCCCUUUGUCAUGGAAAUCGUAAAUGCGCGACAAAUCCCUUCUCCCUCCUCAAUUGCGUCGAUGGAGAAAGCAAUCCACGAGGGGGAUGGUGGGGGAAAGUGGGCGCCACGUGGGGUUGCGGUGAUAGGACUCAGAAGUAUGACUCCUGAUGCGUAUGCUCUUGUCAGGGAGGCAGAGUCAGAGAAGCAGAAGUCGUAUUGUGCGGUCGUGUGGCUAUCUCGGCCGGUGACAGAAGAUGACAUAACGAAGCUCAAUUCCAUGCCAGCUGUCACGAUACAGCAGAGAACACCAAUAAGGGUACUCCAUAGACGAAGUCCACUGGUCCGUCCUCGAGUUAUUGAGAAGAUGAUAGCGAAAGCGAUUCCUGGCCAAACAAAUUAUUUGAAACUGACAUUUGACACUCAGGCAGGGACGUAUGUUAAGGAAUUUGUUCAUGGCGACAUGGGCCGGACACAACCGCACUUGGGGGAAAUCCUGGGGUGUGAAACAGACAUUCUCAAACUAGAUGUCACAGAAAUCAAGAUGACCUUUGUCUGAGGCAGCACCUAAAUGACAAGUUUUUGAGUGAACAGCUCAUCACUUUGUCAGUAGAUUGCGAGAAGGGGAGAGCUUCGCAAAACAAAGCGCCAGUUGUCUGCAAACUCUUACGUUAUAUUCCAUUCUGGCUAGAUUGCUAUGCUCUACUUCUUAAUCAGCAGUACCGUCACCUGUCCGGAGGAAAUGGCUUGUGAUCCGGCGACGAUUGAAGGAGGUCUAUGCCAAUGAAUCAAUGGCGGCUGUUACAGGGCCACAGGAAAUGGGGACCCUCGUUUCCCAUGUGCCGAAUGCUAUCAAGUGCAGGGCUGUUGUGGAAGGAACCUGCGAUCACUGUCAUCGCCGCUCUUUCAGCUCACGGAUCACUGCUGCUUGGAUGCUUAGAGAAACCAGCUUCUUCAGUGGCUUGGACAAACGUUGUUCGGUUUCCGCAGGAAACGAAAGCUUUCUUCAGGUGGUGUCCCUCCCCAUACACACUUGAUUCUCUAUCUUCAGAAGGUCAGCAGAUAUCUUGCGAGGCUCUAGUCGGGUGUCAGCGGAAUUCUGCGGGGUGCUGAAAGAAAGCCUUCAGGCCAUUGCGCUCCAACGCAAAGGCUCCCAGCUGAGCCUCCCAAUUCACCAGCUGAGCCUGUCAAUCUGGAGCAGGAGGAGAAAAAACAGGUCAUUUGGUGUCUUUGAAGACAAGACCAUGUGCUGUCUUCUAAGUCCAGUCCAGAAGGAGACGAAACGUGAUCCUUUUGACAGCAUACUCGUUGUAAUUGUGGCUGGAUACAUCAAGGUCUGACUGUAAAUCCGGUCAGAUACAUUCAAGGUAGAGGGAGUGUACGUAUGUCCGGACUCCUGCCCGACCUUUAGAGGUGCUGCAUGCACAAGCAUGAGUGGAAUUGCAGCGAUGCACAAACAUCGUUUUGCAGCACUACCGUCUUCACCCGAAUAGAACGCCCCAUCAUUUUGCUGUGCUUGGGGCAACUUUUAGUCUAUAUAGAUACAGUGAUAAUGACUGGGCAUUCUCUUCGGGUGAAGAUGGUAGCCCAAUACCCAGUUGUGAGGCACAUGAACAUUGAACGCAUGCAGGUUGAUCUUCGGUUGUUACACUUGAACGACAUCUUCCAUUUUCACUUGGAGUAGUGGUCUCAGAUGUGGAACUGGUCAUGCAAUCUAGUUCUGCCAGCCAUGGGUAUGGGAUUCCGAGGCUGUGGCAUCCAAACAUCGGCCUGGUUGCACAUGCAUUUGUGGACCUGCUGCCACGUUUUGGGACCCUGUCAUUGGACCACGUUUAGGAACAGUUGUGGGACCACUUUGUAGGCCUUGUUGUACAGUUGCGGAAACCCCUUUUGAACCCAGCUAUUUUUCCCAAGUAUGGUGACAUUGUUGUGUUUCAAUGUAGCCAACCCAGUUGUUUUACCCAGCUAUGCACACAGUAGUGGAAAUUUUUCCCCUAUCGCACGCCGAGGGGUUUUGUGGUACCCCAUGUUGUGUGCUCUGGUUUUCGAGUCCAAUCGAUUAACCCAUUCCAUUCCCAUGCCACACUGCAGAAUUUGAACGAGGGACCCAAUUACAGGACACGUAAAUACCCCCUG